CAAGAGUGAAGUGUUAGGCUUACGUCAAUAUCACUUCUCUUGAUUUCAUGAAUCUAUAUACGAUAAGUUAUUGAGGGUUAUUAUUAUAGUAUUCUACAAAUUGAUAUUGUAAAAAGUGUAAUCGAACGUUCUUGCAAGUAUGAUUAAACUUUUCUCUUUGAAACAGCAGAGAAAGGAAGGUGAAACUUCCGGUAGGACAGCAGGUAGUCAAAAAAGAGCUUCUGCUGCUCAACUAAGAAUCACAAAAGAUAUAAAUGAGCUGAACCUACCAAAAACAUGCCAGAUAGAUUUUCCUGAUCCAGAUGAUCUUCUUAACUUCAAGUUGAUCAUAUCACCCGAUGAGGGAUUUUACAGAGGAGGGCGAUUUGUUUUUAGUUUUAAAGUUAGCCACAAUUAUCCUCAUGAGCCUCCAAAAGUGAAGUGUGAAACCAUGGUUUACCAUCCAAAUAUUGAUUUAGAAGGAAAUGUCUGUUUGAACAUCCUAAGGGAAGAUUGGAAGCCUGUAUUAACCAUCAACUCAAUAGUGUAUGGUUUACAAUAUUUAUUUUUGGAGCCUAAUCCUGAAGAUCCUCUGAAUAAGGAUGCAGCUGAAGUCCUACAGAGCAAUCGAAGGCUGUUUGAGCAGAAUGUAAAGAAGGCCAUGUUGGGUGGUUAUGUUGGCUCAACUUAUUUUGAACGUUGUCUCAAGUAGUGCUGACAUUUGACAGAAUAUUUUCACUGACUUCAUUUUAGAGCAACUGAAUUUUUGCAAGCCAGGCUGUACAGUCUUAACAACAUAGGUCAAAGAGGGCUAGUUCUUCUCCUACUUGUAAUAUAUUAAUAUAAGUUUCAGUCUAAAGAUGUUUGCUUAUGUUGCCCUGGUGGUUUGUGGUUUCAUCUGCCUAUGUAGGCCACAAUAAAUUGGGAUGGUUGAAAAAAAAAACUUCAUAAGAUAAUGAACUGUAUUAAUAUCAUCUUAGAAAGAGCUGUGUUAUUAAAAACAGGUUAUGUUAUUUAAGGAAGUGUUGUAUUGUUAUUUGAUAAUGCAACCAUAAUUGGUUAAUAUCUCAGAUAUAGUAUUUAUGAGAAGAACAUAAAUUAAAUGUGCCUGUAAAAUAUAUUGAAGUUACGUUAAAUUAAAAUUCUUGUUUGACUAGUUGCAAAAUAUACAAGCGUUAUAUCACAUUAGAUUUCUUUUUUAUGUUUGAAAUAUGACAUUUGGACCACUGUAAAAUUACUUUAUGAAUAUUUCUUAGAAAAAUUGUACAAGUUCAAAUAAAAUGUGUGUGUGUGUGUGUAUGGAGUUAGUUCUGUAGUGGCCAGUACUCUGUAUAGCAGUAGAAACGAGAGAAAUCUAAACAUGGAGUGUAUUGCAUGUACACCAUUUGUAUCCAACUGAAAUAAAUAAAUUAAAACCAGCUCAAUUUUUCAUAAAACUUGA
Messenger RNA from Limulus polyphemus (Atlantic horseshoe crab), 1420 nucleotides. RefSeq names its product NEDD8-conjugating enzyme Ubc12. NCBI's taxonomy places the organism in Eukaryota, Metazoa, Arthropoda, Merostomata, Xiphosura, Limulidae. The coding region runs from base 140 to 691 and encodes 183 amino acids. The record is from RefSeq and is a predicted model, not a curated record. The transcript has 5 exons.